AUGCGCAUCUCAUCCACGUCGGCGCCAGAGAAUGAGGCGUCGCCUGUAAAUUUGAGGGAUUCCGGCUGGGAGAACACGGCGAUGCAUCCUCCUACCCGAGGAUCGAGUGAAGUAGCAUAUAGAGUAUCGAAUUUGCAGAGCCGAAAAUUCCGGCCACCGCUGGUCUCUGUUGGAAAGUACGAGUACCUCCAGCCCCUGAGCCUGUCCAUGAUCCCCCAGAACGCAGCAGUCGAGCUACUGGACCAGUUCACAGAGCCACGUCGUCCAACCAUCAGUGUCGGAUGGUCGCACCCCUUUGAACACAAAGACGGUCGUUGACCCCGAGUGACAGGGAGACCCAUCGGCAGUACCGGGAAAGACGGUCGAGGUGGCUUAGCAAAGGCGCGAAAUUGAAAUUUGUCGUUUCCAACAACUGAGACAUAGUUUUCACCAGGAGUCUACGAGUUCGGACAUAUACGAGAAGAUUCAAAAGCCUGUCCCUGGACUUGUGAGGUUGAUGUGUUAAUUUCAGCCCUGUGUGCAGUAAGUUCUUUAGGUUGGUUUUAGAGUCUGGUUUUAUUGAAUAGAGGGAAAACCGAUACCGACCGAGCUCAUAAACGAUGAGGGGGCGCUCCGCUGGGAAAUUGACCUCAGAAGAUGAAACUACUUUUCGUACUGCUCCGUACUGACUUUGUUUAGUGCAAAUUUGGAUUGCAACUGGUUUUUAUUUUAUUUCAUUUUCAAUUUUAUUUGUUCAAUUUAAUUUUGUUUCUCUCCGUCAUGUUUUUUGUUUGAGAUCAAACUUGGGAUUGUGGUGUUUGUUAGUGAAUUUAAUGGGUGAUGUGAGGAUGAUGAUUGGGGUAUCAGGCGUUUUUGUUUGUAGGUUGCUUAGUAGAUGGAAUAAUUGAUGAAGUUCACCUGUUGGGUUAAGUUACAACAUUUCUGCGUUUAACAUUGAGCUGACUUGUUUGCUUGAUUGGAUGCUGGAUGCAGUUCCUUGUUCAACAAUCGAUGACCGAUAUGCAAAUGCCGCCGAUUGAGAUCCUAAGAUUUUUCUUACAAUUUCAUGUUAUCCAAGUGCUUCUCCUAAUGCAGUUUGUAAAGGAAUUCAAGAUUGUAUUUCCAAAUGCACAAGGAAUGAACUGCGGUGAUCAGUUAAAAGAAGCAUUGUGGGUCAGCUAAGAAACCUGACUUUGAAGGCGGCGCCUUGCAGAGCUUGUUGAUCUUGACGCGCUCAACUUUGGGGUGGAUGUUGGUGCAGAGGUAGGUCACGGCGGCGGCAUAGACCUCUUUCCAGGACAUGCCAUCGUGCUGCUCGAUGACGAUUGCAGCAUGUUUUGGAUGGGUGCAGAGGUGGCGUUCUAGGCGGGAAUAAUAAGGCAGAGUUGUCAGCAGCCGUGGAUGCUGGGCGGCAGAGAAGGCCAUGGCACUAGGUGUAGAUAGCGACUGAAAGAAUUGCACAAUACGACGGCAGUGCAAAACUAGGGCAUUUUAGUCAAACUAGACUGCAACAGACACGAGGCGGUUUUCCAGGAACCGAGGUUCACAGGAGCAGAUGGCAUCACUGCUUUACAGUGGGGUUAGAAUUACAUUCUCCUGAACUUCCAGUUCACUUUAGUAUUGUUCAUGUGUGCAACUGAAGGCCGCUGUGGUGUUUCCGAUUUUUUCUGGCUUGAUGAUGAGAAAAGCAUACUAAACUUUUGACGUUAACCAAAUUGAGUAUGAUAGUUGUGUGUGUGUAAAUGAAUUAUUUACUUCAGAUGAAUGAUACACUUAAUUAUGUGUUAUUAGACCUUUUUUUUUUCUUAAUACUUUCUUUAAUCCUUUGUUGAGAUCAUAA
Molecule: messenger RNA, 1819 nt
Organism: Striga asiatica
Lineage: Eukaryota; Viridiplantae; Streptophyta; Magnoliopsida; Lamiales; Orobanchaceae
Source: the annotation of a GenBank genome assembly